GUGUGUGUCAGCUGCGUCCGCGGAAUGUGCGACGUGUCUCCGUCACCAGCGCCUCGGACCCAGUGUGUGCCUCUCUGAGCUCCUGCGCACAUCCAGCCCGCUCUGCUGCGCCUUUCCCUGCUGCGCCUCUGUGUGCCGCCGCUGGAUUCGCGUCCUGGUUUUUGAAGGUGACUUUGUUUCGAGAUGUCCUCCUCCGCUGCGCCUCCUCUCUCUCUCUCCACCCUCCCCUUCUCCUCGUUCAGCUCUUUCCCAUCAGCCUCAGCGGCUCCGGGUCUGGAGGUGAAUGGUACGGCGUGUUCGGAGUGGGAGCACGCCCACCACCUCCUCUUCCACCUGGGGAACCUGGCUCUCCUGCUGGGCCUGGUGAUCCCGACCACUGUGGCUCUGCACAUGAUCCUCCUGAGGCUACUGCUCGUGACGGGUUGUGGCGUGUUCAUCGUGUGGGCGACUCUGUAUCGCUGUCACCUCGACGUCCUCGUGUGGAACAUCAUCUUCCUCAUCGUCAACUUCAUGCACCUCUUCUUCCUCCUCUACAAACGCCGACCAAUAAAGAUCGACCGUGAGCUCAGGUCAGUGUACAAACGCAUGUUUGAACCCCUCCACGUCAGAGAGGCACUGUUCCAAAGAGUCACAGGACAGUUCUGCACCAUCCAGACCCUCAAAAAGGGCCAGGCCUACGCCGUGGAGGACAAGACAUCUGUGGACGAGCGGCUCAGCAUCCUGCUCAAGGGAAAGAUGAAAGUUUCUUACCGGGGCCAUUUCCUGCACAACAUCUACACAAACGCCUUCAUCGACUCACCGGAGUUCAGGUCCACGGAGAUGCACCGAGGAGAGAGAUUUCAGGUGACCAUCAUGGCGGAGGAGAACUGUAAGUUCUUGUGCUGGUCCAGGGAGCGGCUGACCUACUUCCUGGAGUCAGACACGUUUCUGAAUGAAGUCUUCAGAUAUCUGAUCGGGAAAGACAUCACCAACAAACUGUACUCCCUCAAUGACCCCACCCUCAGCGACAAGGCGGUGAAGCAGAUGGACCGUCAGCCCAGCCUGUGCUCUCAGCUCUCCAUGAUGCAGAUGAGGAACAGUUUGGCGAGCACCAGUGACACUGACGACGUGCUGCACCAGAUCCUCAGAGGAGGCUCCGCUGGAUCCUCCCUGCAGAAAUCUCCGAGCACCAAAACAUCGACAAAGAUGAAGCCGAUCGCAGAGGGUUUGGAGGACGAUGUUUUUGAGGAGACCGGAGCUAAAGGCCGCCGUGUGUCCAGCACGUCCACUGAGGAGGUGUGACCUGCCCCAUGGGUCACUGUAGAGUCCACCUCCAGGGGUCACCUCCAGGGGUCACUGUUAAGGCAAAAUUACAUCAGCACUAAACACAGAAUGACUGAGUUCACACAAGUCCUGGUUUAGUCCUGGUCUAGUCCAGGUUUAAGCAUAUUUAAGUCUGAUGUAGACUUUUAGGUUCUCGUCUAGGUCUUAGUCCCUAAGCCAGGGACUAUAAAAAAAAACCCUUAAUCUCAUUAAAGUGACAUAGUGCUGUAAGUUUAAGACACCAGCAGGCCCCUGUAGUGGAGAUGGAGACUCUCUGAACAGUUGUUUUAGGAGACUGGACAUGCUUUUGUCUUGUAUUUUAUUUCACUUUGUUUGAAGACGUCACUGUGUUUUGCACUCAUGUUUGUCGGCAGCUCCGAUGACUCUUGUAAAGGUACAAAAUGUGUUUAUUGAAAACUGAGUUCAGUUGUUGGAUUUUUAUUUAAAUAAAUCUUUUUGAAAAGA
Molecule: messenger RNA, 1767 nt
Organism: Periophthalmus magnuspinnatus
Lineage: Eukaryota; Metazoa; Chordata; Actinopteri; Gobiiformes; Gobiidae
Gene: popdc1
Product: blood vessel epicardial substance
Exons: 8
Coding region: 184-1281 (365 amino acids)
Cellular component (GO): sarcolemma
Molecular function (GO): cAMP binding
Source: RefSeq, a predicted model, not a curated record